AUGGAAGUCGUGACCAGCAAAACUGUGUGUCCGGCAGUGGGAUGGGGACCCGCUGCGUGUGACACCUUUAGCCACGGCCCUGAGGAAACAAUUCCACAACGAAUGCCAAGGAAAACAUUAACUGGCCUUCAUAGAAUGACCGGCGUUUUUGGACGGGUGAGGACUUUCCCGACGUCCCCGGACGCAGUCCCAAAAACAAAGGUCAUCAUCGGGAACCUCUGGGUCACUUGAAAGUUGUCUCACGGGCCUCGGGUCGUUCCCAAUGACGACCCGAACGGCACCUUCAAACUUUCCAGAUCCAACUAAUUUUCCGACUGCUUCAACAGGAUGGUGUGACUUGUGUGGACGUAUAUAAGAGACGGUGUCGAUAUGCGAAACUUCGGCAACGUGUGUCUCCAGUAAUGCCGAUUUGCUGUUAAAAAUUCCUGAGGAAUUCCUCUCUUUUCGAAGUAUCCAGAGAGUGAACGAUAAAAAAAACAUGGAUUGGAAGUCAUCACAGAUCUUCAAGUGACAUCUAGCCGAAAGAAGAUAAAGACUGAUUGUUGGUAAGAACCAUAGAUGACGCUCAAGAUUCAUGAAUCGCUCACUUCGCACUGCUCGGAAAUUGGAGUCUUUCUCAAACUGCCUCGGUGGGUGGUCAGUUCAUGGCAAACACCGAGGUUUUUCUUUGGCAUCGGCGGGACAUCGUUGCUGUUCAGCAAUUCGAAUGCCUUCACGAAUUGAAAUUGACUUCUUACUUGUCUUGUGAGUGCUGCUGAUGAUGCGUGUCAGCGAAGACGUCUCGUCGAAAAGGAGAUCCUUUUUCUGCAUCGGUUCGGGAAGUAACAAUUUUUUUUGCUCACACAUAUUUCACCCCAUUCCCGACGUGUUUCCAUUCCCUGGCUCGGAAUGAAUGUGAUUCGCGAACGUUUUUUUUUUGUGGCAUGAUUACUGAAUUUCAAUAUGUGAAUGUUUGGAAAGAAAAACUUUUAAAAAUGCUCAUCGAGUUUGGGGGACUUGAUGUGCGGGAAAAAAAGAAUUUUCGAAUGUAGAAUUUUAUUGAAUUCCUUUUAAAUAUAAGUACGAUCUUUCCUAGAUUUGUAAAAUGUGGCACCCCGAAAUUUUUUGAUGCGUGUUCGUAUUUGUGUCGGCUGGAAGAGCUUGACACUGUAAAUACAUUGGUUCGUAUUACAGAUGAAAAUUGUUGGGAAUGUUUGCUCAUCAUGCAGAAAGUAUUCAAACCGUUUGAUUUUCAUGUGCGUGGAAAUAUAGCCAAAGUUGACACCUAAUGAAAAA
Messenger RNA from Notodromas monacha, 1275 nucleotides. NCBI's taxonomy places the organism in Eukaryota, Metazoa, Arthropoda, Ostracoda, Podocopida, Cyprididae. The record is from the annotation of a GenBank genome assembly.